AUGCACAAAUCUAUGUGAGAUUCCGACAAAACUCUUUCUGAUGUCUGAUUCCGUCAAAACGACGGUGGAUCCGCUUCUGAGAGAUUUGGAUGGGAAGAAAGAGAGUUUCCGGCGGAACGUGGUGUCUAUGGCAGCUGAGCUAAAGCAAGAAGCAGAGACGAAAGCUAAGAAGAUGGAAAUGGAGAUCUGUAAAUUGCAGAAGAAAUUGGAAGACAGAGAUUGUCAGCUUGAAGCUUCAACUUCUGCUGCUGAAAAGUUUCUAGAAGACGUGGACGACCUGAGACUGCAGCUAGCUGUAACAAAGGAAGUUGCAGAAACAAGCGCUGCUUCUGCUCAAUCCGCACAGCUUCAAUGCUCAAUGCUAACAGAACAACUCGACGACAAAACACGUUCUCUAAGAGAACACGAAGACCGUGUAACUCAGCUCGGCCACCAGCUUGAUAAUCUGCAGAGAGAUCUAAGGACGAGAGAGUGUUCUCAGAAACAGCUGAGAGACGAAGUUAUGAGAAUCGAGCGUGAGAUAACCGAAGCUGUUGCAAAGUCAGGGAGAGACAGAGAAUGUGAGCUCCGGAAACUUUUGGAAGAGGUUUCUCCGAAGAACUUUGAGAGAAUGAACAGGCUAUUGGCGGUAAAAGACGAAGAGAUUGCGAAACUGAAAGAUGAUAUAAGGUUAAUGUCAGCUCACUGGAAACUCAAAACCAAAGAACUUGAAUCACAGCUGGAGAAACAAAGAAGAACAGAUCAAGAGUUGAAGAAGAAGGUGCUGAAACUGGAGUUUUGCCUGCAAGAAGCUCGUAGCCAGACAAGAAAGCUACAGAGGCUUUUCUUGAUCUAUAUGAGAAACAGAAUGGUUUAUUCUAUGUUUGAUGAACGGAAACGCAGAUGGGGGAGAGGCGAGACAAGGCGA
Thlaspi arvense is the source of this 907-nucleotide messenger RNA. The record is from the annotation of a GenBank genome assembly. NCBI's taxonomy places the organism in Eukaryota, Viridiplantae, Streptophyta, Magnoliopsida, Brassicales, Brassicaceae.